AUGGCCGUUGUUCACUUCGUGCAACAUCAAGCGGAAGGACGCGAACACCUCCACCGUCGCGUGUUCCUCGCCAAAAUAAACCCUCUUGAGACUAUGGACGACGACAAACUCAUAGCAGACUACCGGUUUCCCCGCCACUCUAUUCUUAAAAUUACCGAAUUAUGCGCCCCAUUCUUGCAAAGGCGAACCAACAGAAACCACGCCCUUCCUGUACAACUCCAAGUUCUAGCCGCACUAAGAUUUUAUGCAAAGGGGGUUUUCCAGCUUGAUCUUCAAGGAUUGACGGAAAUAUCACAGUCAAAAUUAAGUCGAGUGAUACAAGAUGUCUCCCUUGCAAUUGUGCGACAUGCCCCAACGUUCAUCCGGUUCCCAACUACGGAUGACGAAAUUUUAAGAACAAAACAAGCGUUCCACGCCAAGGCUGGUUUCCCAAAUGUUCUUGGAGCUGUGGACGGAACAUUAAUCAACAUUCAGGCCCCAAGUGGUCCAAUAUGGAUUGAUAAGACGGGUGGGUGCAUGAUGUACCGGCCCAAUCGUGCGUGCCGAAUUAUAGGAGCUAUAGCUGUACUUCACAAUUUGAGAUUGGAAUUAAACCUGCCAGAGUAUCUUGAAGGUAAGUCAAUAACAUUAUGUAUAUAUUUAUGGAAAGGUUACCUGGGAGUCAACAUAACCUCUUUGAUAAAUGUCCAUUAG
Folsomia candida is the source of this 693-nucleotide messenger RNA. Its product is annotated as putative nuclease HARBI1. Bases 1 to 693 code for a protein of 230 amino acids. The record is from RefSeq and is a predicted model, not a curated record. NCBI's taxonomy places the organism in Eukaryota, Metazoa, Arthropoda, Collembola, Entomobryomorpha, Isotomidae. The transcript is spliced from 4 exons.